Ictalurus punctatus (channel catfish) is the source of this 5024-nucleotide messenger RNA. It is a transcript of the gene cnnm4b, whose product is annotated as metal transporter CNNM4. The transcript has 8 exons. The record is from RefSeq and is a predicted model, not a curated record. Lineage: Eukaryota; Metazoa; Chordata; Actinopteri; Siluriformes; Ictaluridae. Gene Ontology annotation, cellular component: plasma membrane. Gene Ontology annotation, biological process: magnesium ion transport; magnesium ion homeostasis. Gene Ontology annotation, molecular function: magnesium ion transmembrane transporter activity; sodium ion transmembrane transporter activity. Bases 53 to 2443 code for a protein of 796 amino acids.
AAUGAGUAGGUGACGUCAGAGCGUGAGCUCCCAGAGAGAGCGCAUAACAAACAUGGCGACAGGAUGGUACGGAGGAAAGGGGAUUACGCUGAGUUUUAUUCUGUUGCUGUGGCCCGGAGUGAGCGAGACCGAGAACGAGAGCAGUAUCUUCGGCAUGCGCUUGGAGAGAAGCGACAAGCCCGCGGCGACCACCGAUGACGGCAUCGUCCAGGUGACGGAGAACAGCAGAAUCCUGCUCAGGUUGUACGGACUGCACAUCACCAAUGACACCUGGUCGCAGGUGAGGUUCGUGGAGGUCGGGGACAACAGCGAUGACUCUCAGAGCAGUGAGAGGUUUAACAGGACUUGCGCUGAUUUCACCAAAGACAUCAUUAUUGAAAGCGGCGUGACCGUGAACAGUCAGGGGACCUCAGGGGUAUUGAAGAUGAAGACCAAGCUGUUGAGGAAAAGUGAGGUGCAGAAGGAUUACGCGCUGUGCAUCAGGAACGACCAAGACGCGAGGUGGUACCUGCUGGGAGAGAAUGAUGGUAGGAUCCGUGUGGUAGAGGAGAAGAAGUCCCUGCUUCCUCUGUGGCUUCAGGUGAUCGUGAUCUUCUGCCUUCUGGUGCUGUCUGGCAUGUUCAGCGGUCUCAACCUGGGUCUGAUGGCUCUGGAUCCCAUGGAGUUGCGCAUCGUCCAGAGCUGUGGCACUGACAAGGAGAAGAAGUAUGCACGUAAGAUCGAGCCCAUCCGAAGGAAAGGUAACUACCUGUUGUGCUCGCUCCUUCUUGGGAACGUGUUGGUCAACACGACUCUCACCAUCCUUCUGGACGAUCUCAUAGGUUCAGGCAUCGGAGCUGUAAUCGCUUCCACCGUCGGCAUUGUCAUAUUCGGUGAGAUCGUUCCUCAAGCUCUGUGUUCUCGCCAUGGCCUGGCGGUCGGUGCCAACACCAUCCUGGUCACCAAAUUCUUCAUGCUGAUCACCUUCCCGCUCUCCUAUCCCAUCAGCAAGCUCCUGGAUUUCGUUUUAGGUCAGGAGAUCGGCACCGUGUACAACCGGGAGAAGUUUUUAGGGAUGUUGAAGGUCACUGAGCCGUAUAACGACCUGGUCAAAGAGGAGCUGAAUAUGAUCCAGGGUGCACUGGAGCUCAGGACCAAAACGGUCGAGGAUGUCAUGACGCCGCUUUCGAACUGUUUCAUGAUUCACAGCGAUGCCGUGUUGGACUUCAACACCAUGUUGGAGAUCAUGGAGAGCGGGUACACGCGCAUCCCGGUGUACGAGGAAGAGCGCACUAAUAUCGUGGACGUCCUGUAUGUGAAGGACUUGGCCUUUGUGGAUCCAGAUGACUGCACGACUCUGAAGACUAUCACCAAGUUUUAUAACCACCCCGUCCACUUUGUGUUCCACGACACCAAGUUGGAUUCCAUGCUGGAGGAAUUUAAGAAAGGUAAGUCCCACUUGGCCAUCGUCCAGAAGGUGAAUAAUGAAGGAGAAGGUGAUCCGUUUUACGAGGUAUUGGGAUUAGUGACUUUGGAGGACGUUAUUGAAGAGAUCAUCAAAUCAGAGAUUCUGGAUGAGUCUGACCUUUACACUGACAAUCGGAACAGAAAAAAGGUGGCGCCUAAUAAAAACAAGCGAGACUUCUCUGCCUUCAAGCACGAGAGUGAAUCUCAAGUUAAAAUCUCUCCUCAACUGCUAUUGGCUGCCCACCGAUUCCUUGCCACAGAAGUGAAUUUAUUCAGCCAAUCUCAGAUCUCUGAGAAGGUCCUGUUGAGGAUCUUAAGGCACCCUGAUGUUAUUGAGGAGAUCAAAUUCAACGAGAAUGACAAACGCUCACCUCAUCAUUAUGUCUAUCAGCGUGGCAAAGCUGUCGACUACUUCAUCCUCAUACUGCAGGGUCGUGUGGAGGUGGAAGCUGGUAAUGAGAAUAUGAAGUUUGAGACGGGACCCUUCUCCUACUACGGUGUUAUGGCACUUAAUGCCACAUUAGGGAAAGUUACUCGUCCUUGCCACCUCUCUCUAAUGAGGUGUCCUAUCUUCUCCCGUAUUCCAGAGUUCCGUUCACCGUCUCACAUCAGCGGUCUGAACCGUUCAACAUCUCUUAACUGCACGGAUCGCUCAGAGUCUCAGUCCAUCAGUGGCAGCAACACGCAGCUGAACAGUUCCCCCUCCAUGCAGUACAUCCCCGACUUCAACGUGCGUGCACUGACGGACCUGCAGAUCGUCAAGAUCACUCGGUCGCAGUAUCAGAACGGUCUGAUGGCGUCUCAGUUGGACAAUUCCCCCCAGUCUCCAGACAGCGGACAGAUGCGUGUGGAGAACAGCAUGCCUGCAGUGUCUCAGUCUCCAUCCGACAACACGCUCACACUCCCCAUGACGGACACGCUGCCAGACGAACACACGUCACUCCUAAACGAGCAGAACUGCUUGCCCACUCGCCAGGCCAAUCACAGCGAGAUCUGAUGCUCAUGCACAACUUUCUAACAGCAUGCUUAGAGACUACCAUCAAACACACUACUUUAUAUACACACCCUUUCCAUCCUGAUUAAUAAAACCGGCAGAUGACUGAAUUACAGACACAUACACCCAUAUAAAUUAUUUAACAUUUUCACAUUCUUCAGUCAUACAAAUUUAAGCUGCCAAAAGGAAGGGCAUGAACUGGAGGGAGGAAAAAAAAACUGUGUGAUUGCACUGAGAAGUUAAGUCUGGAUCAUAGAAUGCCUGGACUGAGUAGAUUUUGAGCUAACCAUCCAUCUGGGCAUUUUAAAGACUGAUUUAUUUUUUUUUAAAGGAGGAAUAUUUGUUUAGAAACCAAAUGCUUUAUUUUCUGGUUUUCAAUGGAAAAGUGUAGUUCAUGGGGAAAGCGGUUGAAUUAGAUUUUGCUUGACAUCAAAUUUACGGUCAAGUUAAAUAAAAGGUCAAAUAAAACCAUAGAUUAAAGGAAUACUUCAGUGCUUUUCAGACUAAUCUCUAUCCACUGCACAUGUAGUGUAUGUCUGAUGAACACAAAUAAGAAUUUCAAUGCGAGGAAAAACUUAAUAAAAGAGCAGUUGGAAUGUCAAGAAACAGUUAUAUGAAACAUACUGUUUGAUCGAGUGUACUUGUAAAUUAAGCUCUAAAUAUGUAUAAUUUAUUGUUUUAUAGUUGAGACUAUGUUUUUGACAUUGAAGAAUGGGUUAUACACCACCGGUCAAAAGUUUAGACACUCAUUCUUUAUCUACUCCAACCCCCCCCCUUUAUAAUAAUAAUAAUAAUAAUAAUAAUAAUAAAGUCAUCAAAACUCUGGAGUAACACAAAUGGAACUAUGGGAAUUAUGUUGUGAUAAAAGAAAAUCCAAAAUAAAUCUAAAUAAUUUCAUAUUUUAGCAUCUUCAAAGUAGAUUCGCUUUUUGUCUAGAAUUUCCAGAAAUGUAUUCUCGUUUACUCACCGGAUUUCUUGAGGAAUUUCCCUGAGAUGCUUUUUAAACAGUAUUAAAGGACUUCACACCUAUGCCGGACUCUUAUCGGCUGCUUUUCGGAAUAUUUCGCUUCAGAUCAUCUGUUUUUAAAAAAUAUUUGUAAAUAUUAUGCUAGUUUUCUAAUGAAAGAAAGGAAUAUGUUGCCACAAUUAUAUUUUUGUCUACGACACCGAUUUCAAACAUUUAAUACACACCUUCAGAUCAAAAGGUUUUUAAGAUCAUGAGAAACAUUUCAGUCGAGUGUCCACAAACUUUUGACCGGUAGCGUAUCUAAAAACUUAAACAAAGUGAUUCAGUUGAUCAGCCUUUACUGCACUUUUGCAACAACUGGCUCAUGCUUUUACACGCUUGCAGGAUAAUGUUUACUGUGAUGAUUCAGUAUUUUGUCUAUUCUAGGUUUCUUCACUCGCAACCUUAUAAAAACAUGGAAAUUUAGUCAAUGCCGUUUAACAAUGGCCCUUAAACUUCCAUAUUUAAAGUCGUCAUUUUCUCUGAUCCUUUCUUAGUAUGGGGAAAUGUGUCACAAUUAUUGUCUGUAGUAAUCAUGACUACACUACGGGUAUGGUAAGAAGAGAUUAAGAUGAAAGCACUGAACUGUUCCUUUAAGAAACUUGUGUGUUCAUCAUCAGCUGUUUUAAAGAAUCAACUUCUUUAAUCCGAAUCGCACCAAAAUCCAAGACGUAUCUCAGGGAGACUAAGCACCACGUAUAUAAUCUAUAUGUUAAACAAGUCUGUUUUUCACGAUACAACUAUAGAACAAGUGACCGAAAAAACUAAAGCAUGUUGAAAUUUCAUCUCGUAUCGAGUCCAUGUAUUCGCCUACUGUAAGUGAACUUUCUAAUGGUCUGUGGACAUCUCUUCAUGUUUAAGUAGUGAAUCACUGUCAAGUGAAACACUGUAUAUGUGUGACCUUGACUCUAGUCAUUGUUUUGCAAUGACUCCAUAAUACACUUGUUUUUUUGUUUUGUUUUUUUCAUUCCAAAUUGAGCAAGGCUAUAUCAGAGAAAGUGGAAUGCUUUCCUGUUUCAGAGGAAGAUGUCUUGCAUAAACAAGCUUUAAGACUUUGUGGUUCAACUAUUGAACUUGAAGGUAACCCACCAGAAAUAUAUAUAUAUAUAUAUAUAUAUAUAUAUAUAUAUAUAUAUAUAUAUAUAUAUAUAUAUAUAUAUAUAUAUACUGUAUUUAUUUGACAUAUAAAGUCAAAGUUGUAUAUUUUCUUGUGAAAUGUACUUUUUUUUUCUAGUUGUGUUUUAUUGUUCUUGCCUCCAGAACAUGUAUUUCAGAUCAACAGCAUAUCUUGGUACUGAAUCAUCUGUUUCACAUUUCUGGUCCACUUAAAAGACAAUCCGUAGUCACAUCCAAGCCAAAAAUAUCUUUAUUUAUAUGAAAUUGGAUCCGAAGAAUCCCGGAAAUGAUAUUAUAGGUUUUUGAUGAUGUAAAAUGUUCUUGUUUCAUUUGUUUUUAGGUUCUGGUUCUUUUUUUCCACUGUGAGGAUUUUAUUUUGCUUUAUACCAAAUCAUCCUAAACAACCUGUAUGCAGGACAACAGUGUUAGCCAAAUAAAUAUCAGAAAGCCUCUUCUUCAUAA